Corythoichthys intestinalis (scribbled pipefish) is the source of this 1752-nucleotide messenger RNA. RefSeq names its product ras association domain-containing protein 1-like. Bases 278 to 1453 code for a protein of 391 amino acids. The record is from RefSeq and is a predicted model, not a curated record. Lineage: Eukaryota; Metazoa; Chordata; Actinopteri; Syngnathiformes; Syngnathidae. Gene Ontology annotation, biological process: Ras protein signal transduction. Gene Ontology annotation, cellular component: nucleus; microtubule cytoskeleton. The transcript has 7 exons.
GAUGUUCAUGCAGCUCAUCUGCUGAUUCUUCCUCCCGUCCUCCGUCUCUCCUCUUCCUACUCCACCUCCUCCAACUUCUACCUUCGCAGUCACGAAUAAUCCCCGAACAUGCGUGUCACGGAGUGCCCUCCAAAUUGAUGGCAUCGGGCAUAGCCCAGAGGAACAACCGGGGGUGAGGGCGCGAAACCCCUAGACUACACCGAGUAAAGAAGAGGUUCCAUUACCACCGGGCGGAGAGCGAUGUCCGCCGUGGAAAGUUUUCUUCUUCGGAUGAAAGAUGUUUUUCAAACAAAGCGCUUAUCUUUCUCAUCUUAUUGGUGAUCCUGGAUGCCUUGAACUUGGAAGUGACACAAUGUCAACUGGGGAGUUAAUUGAGCUACGUGACCUGAAUCCAGGGAGCGAGCCGAUACGGCUGACAGGAGCGAGUUUGCCCCGCUCCCCUCCACGCUUAGAGAGAGCCAACGCACUGAGAAUCAGCCCAGGAAAGGUGCCGGAUCUGCUAAGCCGGGUGGGCAUUAUACGAGUCCAAAGCAGCUGUGAAUUGGACCAGCACCAGGCGGAAGAGAGCGGGGAGGGCCACGACUUCCAGCCCUACAGCAACACUCAGCCAACGUGGUGCGACCUGUGCGGGGACUUCAUCUGGGGUCUUUACAAACAAAGUUUGCGCUGUGCAAAUUGCAAGUUCACCUGCCAUUAUCGCUGCCGCCCCCUGAUCCGCUUGGACUGUAGUUGGGACCGAGGUUCUUCCACUGACUACACAUUGGUUGUGGAGCACACCAUCGAAACAGACUCUAAUGUGGAUGAACCAACUGAGUGUAGCAAACAAGCGUUGACGACUGCUGAUACUCAGAAGAUGGUCAAGGAGUACAACUCUCAGAUCAAUAGCAAUCUGUUCAUGAACGCGAACAAAGACGGUUCCUACACGGGUUUCAUCAAAGUGCAAUUCAAGCUGGCGCGUCCCGUGUCGGUCAUGCAUCCGAAGAAAGUAGCACAGAAUGCUGGCUCCAGGAAGGGCUCUGGUGUGAAAAGGCGCACCUCUUUUUACCUGCCUAAGGACGCGUCCAAACACCUGCACAUAAGCUCCCGGACGUCUGCACGCGAAGUCAUCGAGGCCUUGUUGAAAAAGUUCACAGUGGUAGACAACCCCGGCAAGUUUGCGCUGUUUGAGCGCAGUGAGCGUCAUGACCAAGUUUACAUUCGUAAGCUGUCUGAUAAUGAGCGACCUCUACCGCUACGACUCUAUGCUGGACCCAAUGAAAAAAUGUUGAGCUUUGUUCUAAAGGAGAACGAGACUGGAGAUGUCAACUGGGACGCCUUCUCCACCCCAGAACUGAAGAACUUCCUGCUCAUUCUCCAGCGUGAAGAAGAGGAGCACAUCAAGCAGAUCGUGCAGCGCUACAAAGUGGCUCGAGCUAAGAUGGAAGAGGCCUUGCGCAGCUGCACCCCAGGAUGAGCGGCCCCUUCGUGACAGGGAGACCUUCAUCGUAGCACCGCGACCAGUCGCUGAUGCACGUGGGGCUCCCGUGAAUGAGCGAAAGCUAAAUACACCUCUUCGGUGAACAAGAGAGUGAAAGGGGCGCAAGACGAUGAGAGCGUGCGAGAGAGAACGCUGACGCGAAUGUGCGUGUGAGAUGAUGCAAGAAGCAGUGCCUGACACACGGAGAGUCUGAUGUGCCUGAGAGAAUGAGUUGAGAACAAUGACAGCUGGCAGUCAACAUCUACGACCCAAUGAACCCUCCAUCAUUUUUUUUU